Condylura cristata (star-nosed mole) is the source of this 2999-nucleotide messenger RNA. RefSeq names its product RAB27A, member RAS oncogene family (gene RAB27A). Gene Ontology annotation, cellular component: melanosome; secretory granule. Lineage: Eukaryota; Metazoa; Chordata; Mammalia; Eulipotyphla; Talpidae. Bases 319 to 984 code for a protein of 221 amino acids. Gene Ontology annotation, molecular function: GTP binding; GTPase activity. Gene Ontology annotation, biological process: positive regulation of exocytosis; melanosome transport. The record is from RefSeq and is a predicted model, not a curated record. The transcript is spliced from 7 exons.
UGUGACAGGAGGAAGCUGGAGGUGGAGGGUUGAGAGGAGGUCCCGCCCCCACCUCGUUCUCCUUUACGGGAAGUGCUGUGGGGCAAGACGGAAAAUACCCGAUAAGUACCCAAAAAAGGCCGGCAGCGGGUAGACGCGGCGCGGAGACCUAGAGUAGAGAGAGCUGCGGGGCGAGCCAGCCCAAAAUUUACUUUUUUGAAGAGGACAUGUGAUUGGAAGCUGUGCGAUUAUUGAAGAGCUGGGAACUCCAAUCUAAAGUUUCAGAAAAAACAAUCAACAACUUAUACUUUGUCAAGGUAUACCACUGACCUCUUCAUCAUGUCUGAUGGAGACUAUGAUUACCUCAUCAAGUUUUUAGCUUUGGGAGACUCUGGAGUAGGGAAGACCAGUGUACUCUACCAAUACACAGAUGGAAAAUUUAACUCAAAAUUUAUUACGACAGUGGGUAUUGAUUUCAGGGAAAAGAGAGUGGUAUACAGAGCUAAUGGGCCAGAUGGAGCUAUUGGCAGAGGCCAGAGAAUUCACCUGCAGUUAUGGGACACAGCGGGGCAGGAGAGGUUUCGCAGCUUGACAACAGCGUUCUUCAGAGAUGCUAUGGGGUUUCUUCUGCUUUUUGAUCUGACAAAUGAGCAAAGUUUUCUCAAUGUGCGAAACUGGAUAAGUCAGCUACAGAUGCACGCAUAUUGUGAAAACCCAGACAUAGUGUUAUGUGGAAAUAAGAGUGAUUUGGAAGACCAGAGAGUAGUGAAGGAAGAGGAAGCCAGAGGACUUGCUGAGAAAUAUGGAAUCCCCUACUUUGAAACUAGUGCCGCCAAUGGGUCAAAUAUAAGCCAAGCAAUUGAGAUGCUCCUGGACCUGAUAAUGAAGCGAAUGGAACGGUGUGUGGAUAAGUCCUGGAUUCCUGAAGGAGUGGUGCGAUCCAAUGGUCACACUUCCACUGUUCAAAUGACUGAACAAAAGGAGAAGGGGGCAUGUGGCUGUUGAAGUGACCUACAGGAUACUUCAUUGGCACAUGUCUGGUCUUCUCUGUGGGUAAUACAUGGCAUAAAGAAAGAUUAGUGAACAUUUUGUUCAAACUGCUUCUUAAUAUCCCAAUUAGACCUAUGAAUAAAAAACCUAUUUUUAAAAUUAAUUUACUGCAGCUUUAUAAAUAUUUCUAUAAGAUUCAGCCUGAAAGUCAGGAGUGACAUUUCACAUAGCCUAAAGUGCCUUAGAAAAACUUGGGCCAAAGUAGUAGGUCAGGAUUCAGGAGUUUAGAGCCACAGAAGAGUGUUUAUUAUAUAGCAUGACUAAAUAGACUAUCACUUGCCUUCAUAUAGAGCCCAGAGACUCACACUCUAGAUAUUAAAUAUAAUUGUUAAAAUUUUCACUCUUGAAUCCCAAUUAAAAGACCCUACUUGUGCCAUUGGUGACCUUUUAAAAUGCCAUCUAAACCAACCUAAAAUUAACAAUAUGUAUAUAUAUCACUUUGAUGUCCUUGUACAUAAUUUACAUAUGAAUUCUCUUUUAUAUGAAUAUAGGGCAAAUUAUGACAAUUUUUGUAGAACUGGAUAAAUUGUAUUGGCCAAUUGACUUUUGUUGGUCAGAAAGAAAUUGGGAAGGAUUGGGUCCAGGGUGGCUUGAUGUAAUAUGAGCAACCUAAGUGGGACUUCUAUCUCCCUGCCAUGUUCCCAUUGCUCUGCAAAGUUGAUUGGAAGAAACUAAGUUCUUAUGGCAUUAGUUCACUGUGAUGUGUGCACUUACAGUUGGCUAAUAUAUUGGCCACAUUUGAAUAUAGCUGGUGCUUAUGCUGAAGUUAUUUGUGAUAAGUAAACAUUUAGCUUCAUAUUUAUAUUGGUCUGGCAUUAUCAGGCUCUAGUUCAGUUAGCUUGUGAGCUACUGAUCCUCUGUCUUAACCAUCACGCUUUAUAUGGUUGAUAUUUACUUGUUUUAUUUUUCACACUGUAGAAUUGAAGGAUUUAGUUUUAAUUAUGUAAAAUGUCUAUUUGCAAUUUGGUGGAAGAUGUUUGUAUUUAAACAGUUAUAUUUGUACUGUAGCUCAUUAUAAAAGCAAUCAAGUUUUCUAUAGCCUGUAUUUUUUCAUUGCUAUCAGGAACAUUUAUUAUACUUGCUGGAUCUUGCCAAGUUCAUCUAUUCUGCCUUAGUGUCUUCAUACAAAACUGAAAGUGGUUUUAAUAUCUGUUUCAUGACAGUUGUUUAUAAAGUUCAAAGGUGGGGGGAAUCUUGUUUUUUGAAUGGAUUUUAAAACAGUAGAUUAAAAAAUCCACAAAGCUUAAUAACUAUUUGGGAAGAAAUACAUAUAAUUUAAAUAAAAAUUAAGAAUAAGUGUAUUUUGUGGUAGCAAAUGUUUGGUAGAACUGUAAUCAGAAAAAUAAAACUGAUAGAAAAGAAUUACUUUAGUGUGAUAAUUUUCAAAUGACUUUUUAUUGAGCACUUUGUGUUUUUUGGCCUUACCCACCCCCCUAACUUCUUGCUUAGCUGUGAUUAAUGAGAUCUAUGCAUUUCUGUCCUUGAAAUGAGGAAUUGUUUUAAAUACCUAAGAAGUCAUUGAGUCCUAUACAUUUGAAUUGGGUAUUGUAGUGAGGAAAAGAUUCAAACAUAUCAAGGGCAGGGUCAUAGUACCAAGAAGUGCCUUCAAAAACUGCCCUUAGACUUCAGUGGAGUACAUCACAAUUUUACAGGUAGAGGUUAGGGGACAUUUAACAUGGUCUAUUUAUAUAGACAAAAAGAACAGUUUGUUUUACUUUUCAAGAACCAAUGAGCAAAUAAGCUACAGAUUCUACUUGCCUUAUGUAUAGUACACACAUACAAAACAUCUUUAUUCACUGAAAUAACAUGAAUUCUAUUUAGAAAUAAUUUAGAAAUAAUUUGUUUCAAUUUGAUAUUGAAUUAUAUUUUUUGUGCAUCCAUGUAUUUUUCUAUUUAGAAGCCGAUGUAAAAGUCAAGUUUAUCUUCAGUGAACUUUGUGCCAAUUAAGCUUACAAUAAAAUGUGGCCUUG